Exophiala oligosperma is the source of this 1566-nucleotide messenger RNA. RefSeq lists its product as uncharacterized. The coding region runs from base 544 to 1566 and encodes 340 amino acids. The transcript has 2 exons. The record is from RefSeq and is a predicted model, not a curated record. Lineage: Eukaryota; Fungi; Ascomycota; Eurotiomycetes; Chaetothyriales; Herpotrichiellaceae.
GCCUCGUUUGACUUUGUCCUUGACUGUUCUAUCUCCCUGUCAAUUCCAACGGCUCCAAUUAUGGAUUUCGAACGAGUCUACGUGAUUUGCGCGCUGCUGUUCUCAAUCCCUUUUAUCUCGCUUCUCCUAAUCCGAACGUAUUCUAGAUUUGAAAUGUCUAAUGACAAAACGCAAUAUCCGCGCCUGGUUGAGAUGCAGAUGCAUGGUUUGAGCGGCUGGGUGCAGUAUUCUUCAAACUCUCUCAUCUCUCAUCGUCAACUAAAGCCAUACUGACCUCUAUUCAGCUUCGUCUCCGAACUUUACAGAGCAGAACACCCUGGCUUGACGAUUAUCGUCGGAGAAUACAGUUGGAAAAUUCAUGCCCAGGAACUACGUUCCGUAUCUAAGUUCUUCGAGAGAAUACUUCCUCGUGCGCCCGAGUCCCUACUUCAGGCUGCUUCAAUCACUUUACGCGACGAAAGCCCCGUUAUCAUCGCCUAUCUUGUUCUGUGGCUCUACACGCGCCAAUACUACGAACUCAAGGCUGUGGCCUCCCAAGACUUGAUGCUCCCAACAAUCCAGAGCAUCAUGACCCUAGGACGAGAUGCGAAUUCAGGAGACUGCAGCCCGAUGCUUGGUCAAUAUAGUACGGAAGAGCCUGACUCCCUCCACGCACAGAUGUACUGGCUCACGGAUAGAUAUGAGAUCAGCGAACUCAGAGAUGAUGUUGUGUCCAUGAUCAAAGAUCAUUUGAGCCGACUUCCGCAUGCCCUUGUACCGACCUUGAAGCAUCUACUCGGCCUGUCGAUAUCUUCUGCCGGCGUCAUACCAGUGAGAUCACGAUGUGCGCUGACCACAAAGGCGCCUCAACGUCAGGCCUCCGAUGCCUCUGGGCUUGUCGACUGCCCAGAUGGAAGUCCAAGCUCGCCUACACCCAGCGACACUGCUAUCCAGCCCGACAGGACGGAUGUACUAGCAAUGGUUGUUGCCUCUGGGCGGUCAGGUCGAAUAGACAGCGCGGGAGGGCUCAGUAUCAAUCCCGAAGACGACGCUGAUCUAUGGUCUGUCCUGGUGGGCAGAAGCAGCGAAUAUGUAUUGCAGCACGCUGACGAUACCGCGUUCGUGGCGACCAUGCAGAGCAAGCCAUCCUUUCAAUGGGCCGUUCUACAACGGGUCGCAAAGGGACAUGUCAAAAUGCAAGGUGAAGUUACGACAUGGCGGAAUAAGGCUGUGGAGUUGCAAGCCGAGGUCGGGGACUUGCAAUACGAAGUCGUCAAGCUACAAGCUGGGGUGAAGCAUUGGCCAAAAGUAGUCAGCAAAUGGCGAGCUGAAGUCGAGGAAUGGAAAAUUGAAACCCAAAGAUGUCGAAGUGAAAUUAGAGAAUUAUGCGAUGCACUCGAAGUCGACCAAUCUCGAAACACGGCCGGCCCAACGAGGUCGAGGUUCUCCAAAUGGUCGAGAAGAAGACACGAGCGACAAGAGCCCCUCGCGAACCGCGUCUCAACCAAAAGACAUAUGGGUAUACUAGGAAGUUCUUCUCGACGACGGCUAAGAGGGUCUCAAUCACGCAACUCUUCAUCGGCUUGA